Molecule: messenger RNA, 2205 nt
Organism: Saccoglossus kowalevskii
Lineage: Eukaryota; Metazoa; Hemichordata; Enteropneusta; Harrimaniidae
Product: putative RNA-binding protein EEED8.10-like
Source: RefSeq, a predicted model, not a curated record
AUGGCGUUAAGUCAAGAUCAUCAACUUCUUUCAAAGAUCACCGACCAGAUCAGAGAUUUACACCAACAAAAUCUAGGAAUUAAUGUCGUUGACGGAAACCCUGUCGUUAACCCACCUGCCGAGGGAUGUCAGAUCGUUCACAGUGCCUUACUAGAGGACCACAAGCCAACUGGAAUGGAUGGAGAUGCUUGUCAACAAGAUGCUGUGACAGUCAAAGACAGGAAUAGAUGUACAAUUUUUGUUGGGAAUAUCAGUUUCAAGGUUAAAAAGCUGCAGGUUAUAGAUUUCUUCACAAAAUUUGGACCAGUUCAGAAUGCUUAUCUUGCAAAAGAUCCAACAAGAAGACGUAUGCAUAAGGGAUAUGGUUUUAUAACAUUUCAAUAUGAGGAAGAUUCCAAACAAGUGCUCGAAAUGGCAAAUCUAACAUUGGAUAACAGACUACUAAGAGUAGCACCUGCUGAUUAUAAACCACACCCAAAAGUAUCACUACCAAUGAGAUUUGUAGACAAAGCUGAGGACAAGAUUUGGGAAGAAAACAUUGAUGUCAGAUCCACCACCACCACCACCACACAUAGUACUGCUAUUGCUAGCAACCACAAUGAUAAACAUUGUAAACCAAUUCAAAGAACUGGUCAAAGAGCUGUCACUACAGACUCUGAUGAAACUUUACCUCAACUAGUUGAUAACCCUGCAAUCUUCAAUAAAGAGUCUGAUGCUCAGGAGUUGAGUACUAUGAUAUUAGACGAAAACAAUAUCAACAUGUUAAAUGAUGACAUAAUUCUAUGUAUAUUUGAGUACCUAAGUGUCAAGGACAAAAUUAGGAUCGAAAGAGUUUGUAAGAGAUGGCAGCAUUUAUCAUUGAAAACCUGGAACUCACUUCGAACUCUUGGAUUUGACAAAAUAUUUGGUAGUUUCAUGACUCUAGGAGCUUUGACGGACACUAUAUUGAAAUCUAUACUAUGGCGUGGUUGCCAAGAAUUGAAGUCUCUGGAUCUUUCUGCCUCACCACAUUUACUGACAGACUGGGGAAUUGAUGUCAUAGGUCAGAGAUGUAAAAAUCUGGUCCAUGUCAAUUUAUCUGGUGUCAAAAUGUCCAAUGCUGCUCUGAAAAGACUUGCAAACAGAUGUAAUAAGCUACAGUCUGUUGUAUUGGCUGAUUGUCUGUCAAUUGGUGAGAAAGGAGUAUGGUAUUUGUUUAAAGAUUGUCGUGAUCUGAUCUAUGUAGAUCUUUCACACAAUGCAAGAGUACAUGGACAGUGUUUUCACGUACUGAAUGAGAAUUGUUCUACUUUAAUACUGAAAGGCUGUACCAAGCUAGCUGACUUAGGAGUGGGUAAACUCACAACAAAGUGUUAUCAACUGUCUCACUUAGACAUCAGUGAUUGUUUAUCAGUGACUGACAGUGCUAUUGACUCCAUCACGUCUAAUUGUAGGAACAUUGAAGAACUGCACAUGGAAGGAUUUUAUAAAGAUGUUACUGCCUAUGGACUAAGCAAACUGUGUACAUUAUCUCAUCUCAAGAAGCUAUAUUUAGUUGGGAAUCAGAGUGUUGAUGAUACUGUUGUCAUGGCAAUUGCAAAAGGAUGUAAGCGGCUACGCUUACUUAACAUUGAAGGAUGUUAUGAGAAAGUGACUGAUGCUGGACUUAUUAGUCUUGAACACUGCCCAGUACUGGAGCAUCUCAACAUCAGUUACUUGGAUAAGGUUGGUGAUAGUAGUAUAAGUAGACUAGGUAUGGAAGGUAAACUGAAAAUACUCAUAGCCAGGGCUUGUACAGAAAUCACAGAUCAAAGUGUUGAUAUUCUGGUGAUUCACUGUCAUGAUUUACUGGAAUUGGAUAUCAGUGGAUGUGACAAAGUCACUAACCAAGUUGUAGAGUUGCUACAACGUAACUGCCUAGAUAUGGAACAUAUAUUAACAGUCACAGCUGGAGGUACACGUAUAACACCAGAAAAUGCUGACUUGUUCAAGGACUCACCAGUUAAAAUUAGUCUACAAAACCUGGCAGUGUCUUCCAAAUAUCCCCCAAAUGAUGCAACAAUUGCAAUGGGAAGCUGGAGUGAUGAUGAAGAUGACGAUGAUGGGUAUGAUGAAGGGGAUGCUGAGAGGAGGAUGGAACAAGUGGUUACUGCGGAAACCUGGUAUACAAAUGCUGAAGAUUUUCUUGAUGUUGAUGAUCCUUCACUACAAGACUGGAUAUCCUAG